CUUUUUCCCUCCCCCUCCCUUCUCCAAGCAUCAGUCCAAGGGGAGGGAGGGGACGAGAAAGGAGACUGGGAGGAGGAGGAAAAGUGGAAGAAGCUAGAAGUGCGGGGUGCUGGGGGGAGCCCCGAGGCGUCGGCCCUCGGGUGGACUGGCAUCUGGAACCCGCCCUGGAGCUGCGCCCCAAGCUGCAGCGCGCAGUCAGCUCUCCGCCCAAGAGCAGCCCGGACGCGCUGCUGUCGCCUGGGCAUGAUCGCGGCGGACUAAGGACCAGAGCCCCUAAGCUUCGCUCCGGGACCAAUAGGCAAAGAAAAGGAAGGGAUGGCAGAAUGAGGGGCCAUCCUCAUGUUCCAAGUGCUUGUAUGCAAAAGGGGCUGAAAGAACCUCAACUGCAUGUCAAAGUGAAGGAAUGAAAGGAAGAAGAGAAGCAAGCAUAUGCCCAGAGGUUGGGCUGCCUUCAGUGUAGAAUUUGGUUUGGCCACUGGGGGAAGCUGAGUUGAGAUGGAAUUGGAUUGUGAACAGCUGACUAAUGGAGGUGGAGUGAGGAUGAAAACCAACAGUUGAACCCGCCACACCACGGUAUUCACUUCUUCAACUAUAUUAAUCUUUUAAACAAAAAAAGAUGGAUUUUUUAAACUCAUCAGACCAAAACUUGACCUCUGAGGAACUGUUAAACCGAGUGCCAUCUAAAAUUCUGGUAUCCCUCACUCUGUCUGGGCUGGCAUUGAUGACAACCACCAUCAACUCCCUCGUGAUCGCUGCAAUCAUUGUGACUCGGAAGCUGCACCACCCAGCCAACUAUUUAAUUUGUUCCUUGGCAGUUACAGAUUUUCUCGUAGCUGUCCUGGUGAUGCCCUUCAGUAUUGUGUACAUUGUGAGAGAGAGUUGGAUUAUGGGACAAGUACUCUGUGACAUUUGGCUGAGUGUUGACAUCAUCUGUUGUACGUGUUCCAUCUUGCAUCUGUCAGCUAUAGCCUUGGAUAGGUACCGAGCCAUCACAGAUGCAGUUGAGUACGCCAGGAAGAGGACUCCCAGGCAUGCCGGCAUCAUGAUUACAGUAGUGUGGGUUAUAUCUGUGUUCAUCUCUAUGCCUCCUCUCUUCUGGAGGCACCAAGGAACUAGCCGCGAUGAUGAGUGUGUCAUCAAACACGACCACAUUGUUUCCACAAUUUACUCCACGUUUGGAGCUUUCUACAUCCCGCUUGUAUUGAUAUUGAUCCUCUACUACAAAAUAUACAGAGCAGCAAGGACACUGUACCACAAGAGACAAGCAAGUCGGAUGAUAAAGGAGGAGCUGAAUGGCCAAGUCCUUUUGGAGAGUGGUGAGAAAAGCAUUAAACUGGUCUCCACAUCCUACAUGCUAGAAAAAUCCUUAUCCGAUCCAUCAACAGACUUUGAUAGAAUUCACAGCACGGUGAAAAGUCCCAGAUCGGAGCUGAAGCAUGAGAAAUCUUGGAGAAGACAGAGAAUCUCAGGCACUAGAGAACGGAAAGCAGCCACUACCCUGGGACUGAUCUUGGGGGCAUUUGUAAUAUGUUGGCUGCCCUUUUUUGUAAAAGAAUUGGUUGUGAAUGUCUGUGAAAAAUGUAAAAUUUCUGAAGAAAUGUCAAAUUUUUUGACCUGGCUUGGUUACCUGAAUUCCCUUAUAAAUCCACUGAUUUAUACCAUCUUUAAUGAAGACUUCAAGAAAGCCUUCCAAAAACUUGUACGAUGCCGAUAUUAGGAUAAAAGAAGCCUAUUUUUAAAGUGUGGAGGCUUUAUUUGUUGGGGGAGGGGUAAUUAAAUGAAUGUAAAGUAAUAAAACAUUUAAAUUUUUAGAGAAAAUAUAUUAACACUGAUAAAAUUAUAAGAGGAUAAAUUUAUUUUUAAUAGCACCAAGAAAAUAAGAUGUAUUAAUUUGGCCAUAAUUUUAAUGCUCUCAAGAUUAGGAAAUAACUUAUGCAGAUCAGCUCAUAAUACUUUUGCCUAUGUAAUAUACCUAAGAAGCUAACUAGAAAUACUCAUAUAUAUAUAUAUAUAUAUAUAUAUAUACAUACUAUCAAUUAUAACGCUUUCCAGAUCUAUGUGUUACAACAACUAGAGAAAUUUUUAACUAGCAUCUUUCUGCUGGUAAUUUCUAUGUCACCUCAUUCUUAACUGUUAAUUUGAGAAAAAUAUUCACUGCAAUACUACUAUUGCCCCUUCUCCAUUAUGUCCACUACGAAGGUAGCAGCAGCAGCAUCUCUUAUUUAGCAUUAGUAGAGAAGAUAUGAAUUGAAGCUCAGUGGCUUUGAUAGAGUCUUCAUAUUUGGACAGUAAAAACAAUCAUCCAGCAAGCUAAAAUAUGUAAAAAUAUUUCAAUAUCCUGAACUUUUUGCACAUUUGCGCUUUACUUUGUUUAAUAUCAAGUCCUAGAAUAAUAUUAUCUUAACCAUAUGUCAGUAUUUGAAAUCAAUGCCCCAAGGCUAGGGGGAAGGUUUAUUAUGCAAUUAUUGUAUAAUUGUUAUAUAUGUUGCCCCUUGCUUAGGAAUCAAGCUCUAAACACUAAGUACCUUAGCUAGCUCACCACAAUUAACAUAUGUCUAGUAUAAAAUUUAUUUUAUCUCCACUAAUAUUAUUAAGUCCAGUUUUUAUAACUCAUCUUCAUAUCUUUAAGAUCGUUUCCUUUUUAUUAUAGAGAAUAUAAUAAAAUAUUAAAACUUUGACUUUACAAAAAAAAUCCAUUUUUCCUAUUAUUUAGGACACCUUUCAUAAAUCAAGACCAUUUAAAAACCAACACACCUCUUUAAGUUGCAACAUUGUGUGCAUUAUAAAAUAUUCUUUCCUUGUGAAAAGAGUUCAUUACAUUACUUUUUAUAUAUCUAGGAGACAUUACCCUUGGUUUAAAAGAUAUCUAGAGAUGUGAUUUUGUAUAAGGCAAUGAGACAUAUACUAGAUAGAAAAUACAGGAAAUAAUAAAAUACAAAUUCUCCCAUCAACAUAUCUAUAAUCUAGAAGAAGAUAGAAUGCAGAACUAUACUAGAAGAAAAUAAACAAGGAUCUAGCAAGUGAGUUAUUUACAUUGUUGUGAUGGUGUAGAGACAAAUUGGUCACAUCUGGUUGAAGAAAAUUGGACAUUUUAAUAAACAAUAUAUCUAAAAUGUGUGUUAAGUAAAGUAGGAUUUGGACAUGCGCAAAUGAAAGGGCAUAGUCCAGGUGUGACAACAUAAGGAGUUCAGGCUUCAUCAUUGCAGGGUAUGCCAAAAGUCAC
Molecule: messenger RNA, 3223 nt
Organism: Mastomys coucha (southern multimammate mouse)
Lineage: Eukaryota; Metazoa; Chordata; Mammalia; Rodentia; Muridae
Gene: Htr1f
Product: 5-hydroxytryptamine receptor 1F
Exons: 4
Coding region: 617-1717 (366 amino acids)
Biological process (GO): G protein-coupled receptor signaling pathway, coupled to cyclic nucleotide second messenger; chemical synaptic transmission
Cellular component (GO): plasma membrane; dendrite
Molecular function (GO): neurotransmitter receptor activity; G protein-coupled serotonin receptor activity
Source: RefSeq, a predicted model, not a curated record